CGGUCCACGCCUCGCGAGAGCACCCCGCACCAAGGCGCGGCGAGGCGGCGAGGCGACUAGGCGAGCAGGCGAGACAGGUAGCGGCUGCGCCUGCCUCCGCCCACCGAACCCCACCACCAACACCACCACCACCACCGAGGCGGAGGCGGACGGCGCGCGGGCCGGCACGGCACAGUCCCUUGCCUUCCAAUUCGGUCGUUCCACGCAUCGAUUGCGCCCGCCCCAGUCGCUUUGCCGUCUCCGCCCGCCCGCGCGCAAGCAACCUAUAUAGCGCGCCGCGAAUCCCGCCCGGCCGGCUUCCUCGUCGUCGUCCUGCCGCUGUGGGAGUGACUGGGGGUCGAUGGAUCUGAAGGACGGCGAGCGGAGGGGCGCGGCGGGGCCGGGCCCGCUGUCGAGGCAGGGGUCGAUCUACUCGCUCACGUUCGACGAGUUCCAGAGCACGCUCGGCGGGAUGGGGGGAGGGCUCGGCAAGGACUUCGGCUCCAUGAACAUGGACGAGCUGCUGCGGAGCAUCUGGACCGCCGAGGAGAGCCAGGCCAUGGCGUUGGCCUCCGCCUCGGCCUCCGCGGCGGGGGCGGCCGGCGAGGACGGCGCCGCGCUGCAAAGGCAGGGCUCCCUCACCCUGCCGCGCACGCUCAGCGUCAAGACGGUGGACGAGGUCUGGCGGGACUUCGUCCGGGAGGGCCCGCCGCCGGGGACGGCCGGCGGGGCCGAGCCGCAGCCCAGCCGGCAGCCGACCCUCGGGGAGAUGACGCUGGAGGAGUUCCUAGUCAGGGCCGGCGUCGUCCGGGACAACCCCGCCGCCGCGGCCAUGGCGGCGGCGGUCCCCGCGCAGCCGGUGGCUCCGCGGCCGAUUCAGGCGGUCAGCAAUGGCGCCUCCAUCUUUUUCGGCAACUUCGGGGCCGCCAAUGACGCCGGGGCGGGCGCGAUGGGGUUUGCGCCGGUGCGGAUCGAGGAUCAGGGCAUGGGCAACGGGCUCAUGCCUGGGGUGGCGGGGAUGCCGAGUGCUGCCGUCACUGUGAGCCCGGUGGAUACGUCGGUGGCCCAGCUGGACUCCGUGGGCAAGGGGAACGGGGACCUGUCCUCGCCCAUGGCGCCGGUGCCGUACCCAUUUGAGGGAGUGAUAAGGGGGAGGAGGAGCGGUGCGGGUGUGGAGAAAGUGGUGGAGCGGCGGCAGAGGAGGAUGAUCAAGAAUAGGGAGUCUGCAGCUAGAUCCCGUGCCCGGAAGCAGGCAUAUACCAUGGAGUUGGAAGCUGAAGUUCAGAAACUCAAGGAACUGAACGCAGAAUUGCAGAAGAAGCAGGAAGAAAUUAUGGAAAUGCAGAAAAAUCAGAGACCGUUUGGCCGGGCUUCGGAGGGCUCCGGCUCCUCCUGACAGCAGCACUGUGCUGUCAGAGGAGCCGGAGUUGUGGCUCCACCGGCUCCUCGUCCGUCUGUGAGAGGGAGGGGGAGGAGAGAGGAAACCGGUUCCAGUGAACAGUGUCGCUACAGUGUUUUGCCAGGAGGAGCCGGCCGGAGCUCUCCCAAAUGGGCUCUUAGGAGGUACUGACCACAGGAACCGACGUGUCAGGCAUAUGUGGUUCUGCUAGCUUUAGGAUGGCUGACUUGUGUGCCUGACAUACCAGCUCAUGCCAGUCCUGGAAGUGGUCAGCAAUCCAUAUGCACAGAAGAAACGCUGCCUGCGAAGAACAUUGACAGGUCCCUGGUAACUGAGUUCGUGAUGAUCGGACUUGACAAAAUAUUUAACAUCAUGGUACUUGUACAUAUCGUCAGGAUUUGGUGAGCCCAAAUUUCUGUUGUAUAUUAGUGAUCGACAGAGUCGAGUGUACCAGUGCUUAACUUUCUUAUCCUGUCACUAUGCCUCCUUGAGUCUGUCGGCUUUAUUGCGUUUCUGUGCCCUCAUGCUCCUUA
Messenger RNA from Panicum hallii, 1911 nucleotides. Its product is annotated as bZIP transcription factor TRAB1-like. Gene Ontology annotation, biological process: positive regulation of DNA-templated transcription. Lineage: Eukaryota; Viridiplantae; Streptophyta; Magnoliopsida; Poales; Poaceae. The record is from RefSeq and is a predicted model, not a curated record. Gene Ontology annotation, molecular function: DNA-binding transcription factor activity. The transcript has 5 exons. Bases 341 to 1375 code for a protein of 344 amino acids. Gene Ontology annotation, cellular component: nucleus.